AGUAAACAGAUAAAUUCCAGCACUAUGUAGAUCGUUUUGAUGCUUACUUUUCUCAUCAUAACCACAAAUUACCAAUCCCUUUGAAAGAUAGAAUAUUAACACAUGGGUAGGGUAGAUAGCAUAAUAGUUAUGCAAAAAGAUUCUCAUGACUGACACUCCAAAGUUCCAGGUUCAAUCCACUGCACCACCACAAGCCAGAGCUAAGCAGUGUUCUGGUUAAAUAAACAAAAUGUUUUUUUUUAAAUACUGUCAUAUGUAUUGGGCAUGCAAUGCAGUACGCAAGUGUUCAAUUAAAUACACGCCAUGGUUCAUGCCAACUUUAAAAAAAAUGCUAUUGCAGUGGUUAUACACAAGGAAGUUUUGGGCUAAGACACACUGGCUAAACUUGAAUUUACCCGAACAAUUUUAUUUCGACUUCAUACCACUCUACUCCCCCCCCAAAAAAAAAAAAAAACACUAAGAAAAAAGUUUGCUUGAAUCUGGUCGCUAUCUUCCACUGCAGCUACCAGCUGUGGGGCGCCCGCGGAACCCCGGCGUAGACGCACAAUUGCUUCUGCCCAGCGGGGAGCUGCCGCCACCCCACGAACCAAGCGGAGACCCCUCCUCCCCCAGCCCCCAACCCCUCCCUCCUCCCCCCUCCCCUUCCCUCCUCCCUCCUCCCUAACCCUGGAGGAGCGCGCGAAGCCUGGGCGAGCUCGGCUGGGGCCGUUGAACUGAGUCGGACCGGACGCCAUGUCAGCCCAGGGAGUGAUAGUGCUGCUGUUGUGGCUGAGCUGCUGCGGCUCGGCCCUGUGGAGGUAUAAAAGUAACAGCCCACACUACAGCAUUUUUAGCACCAGAACUACUAUUUUAUUGGAGUAUGAAGGAACAACAUUUUCUGAAUGGAGUGUGCCAGAAGCUUGUUCUUUAAAAAACAAAAAGUCACCUAAAACAGAGCUGCGUUGUUCUUCACCUGGAAUUCAUGCUAUCAAACCAAUUGUGACAGGCCCAGAUGUAGAUGACGAACGCUUUUUGCUUGUGGACAGUUCUCAUAUCUGCUUUCACUGGUAUUACAAAUAUGUAGACCACUUUCACAAUUUAAGCCAGGCAGUCACAAUAUGGAUCUAUGAUCCAGAAAGUGCAGACCCUAAAGAGCUGGAAUGGAUUGCAGAUAAACCUUCACUAAAUUCCAAGAUACUUACCAAGCAAUUGGCCAUUUUGGGACAGAAACCUGUCAUUUAUACAUUUCUGAACAAAAAAUUAUUUUAUGCAGAAAAUGAAAUGAUAGAUGGGACCUGGCGUAUGAUUCUACCAAUGGCAGCAGAUGAUGUGCUAAAGGAGAUUAGAGGUACCCAGGUCACUUUUCAAGACUGCUUUAUUGCCGAUUUUCUCUUCAUGUUACCGAUUGCUUUCUUUACAAUGCCUGAGAUUCCUGGCGAUUUACCACUCACUGCACCACCUGGUAGUCAGAUAAUAGCAGACUGGAUUGAAUGUCUUCCUUCAUCUGGUAUUGUGGUAUCGGAAGUAGAGUCCUACCACACCAACAAUUCAUUUCGUACUUGGACCAGAAUCAGAGUGCCUCCAAACAUACUGGCAGAUGCUGAAAGACAAAAUGUGUCAAGUGUGGUCUUGUCAGAGGAUGGAAUAUUUUUUCUAAUAAAUGGAAUUCUUUACUUAAAAUCUUAUAGUUCUUUUGAAAAACUGGGAGCAGCUAAUAAUAUUCCAAAUGAAAUUAAGGGCAUUAUAUCAAGAAAAUGGUGUUUGAACAGAUUCUUACUCAAGUUUAAACCUAGUAGAAGCUCUCUAGCAAUCUGGACACGGGAUGAAGUUUAUCUUGGAUAUGAGAAACUUAAGUUUGUCAAAAUCUUCACAACUGCCGGUCUGCAAGCCACUCUACAAGUAUUACAAGCUACUGCCGUCUAUAUACACACUGUUGAGUAUACAGUACACCCUUUGGAAAUUGCCUUCUUUAUUGAGUAUCAUUUCAGUGCUACAAAAGACAAAAAGAUUUACCUUGCAUUAUACAAUGAAGAUUCAGAAGCAUUGAAGUGGCAACCCUUUUUAUUAACUGUCAGUGCUGAGACUGUGUUAACCUCAAGUUUUAUCUAUUCAGCAGUACCAGAAUUCUUAAUGUGGGACAAACAUAUGAUCUAUUAUUAUUAUGAAAAUUUUGCUUUUACUGGAAUUAUAGAGACAAGUUCAAAAAAUGUAAAUCUGUCAAAGGAAGCUGAGGACAGCACCAUUCAUGAUAUUUUUCUAGAUUAUUACGGUGAUAUAGUAGUGAAAAUGACAAACAAUAUAAUGUUUUAUUUCAGGGACAGUAGUACAGAUGCAAUAAAACUACACUUAUGGAUAAAUAAAAACACAAAAUCAAUAAUGUAUUUAAAUACAGUUGGUUAUGUUUGUUUGUUGUCUGUUUUUAAUGAUGGCACUACAAAUUCACAAGAAUACCCCUUAAAACUGGAAUUGGAGAGUGCAGUUUUCAAAUUAGCAGAAAAAUGCCCCUAUAUGGCAUUUCAGCAUAAUAUUUUUAAUCUUUUUUACUUUAUGGACAAGGGAAAGAGCCUGAUAUUUUGGGCUCAAAUAGUUUACCCAGAAAAUACUGGCCUACGUCUCCUUGUGGACUCUUAUGGCCCAAAUAUAUUUGAAAAGGAAUACAGUACUCACUAUGAAAUCGCUUCUGGAUACUGCACUAAAACCAUAGUAAUGAAUUUUUAUCACAAUAAAGACUAUGGAUAUUUAAACAACUACUACAAACAGCAACGUAAUACCAUGGGGCUUGUGUUGCUUCAUAUUAAGCCUAGUGAACAUGCAAAAUCAUGUCCAAAGUCCCUGAGGGUGUUCCAAAUAGCAGUUGGCUGUGAUCCUGCAAAAUACCUUUCUGUUAGGGGGUAUAAAAGAGAUGGAUGUCUUCAGCAUGAUUUUUAUUACAUUAUUAAAAAGGAAUACCUGAGAAAUAAAACAUCUACAAACUUGAGGGCAAAAUACAUGUGGGAUGAGUAUGGCUGCCCACUGAAAUUUAAUAUCAAAGAGAAUUUUCAGCCUAUACUUGAAUUGAACAAUGAAGAUGGGUUUCUUGAACAAGUCAAAGUAAACUUCAUACUGUGGGAAAUACAUGGCAGGAAUGAUUAUAGCUAUAAUUAUACUAUGGCACAGAGUGGUUGCUUAAAUGAAGCCCAGUCCUGGCAGUCUAUGACUGAGCAAAACCAGAACCUGUCAUUAGAUGAAGUCUGGGGCCCUGAGAACUAUAAGCCCUGUUUUUCUUACAUUUUUGGAAAACCAGGAAACUUACACCAACCAUAUGAAAUAAUAAACAGUAGUAACAAUAAUCACUUAGUGUGGCCCACAGACCACAUUGGGCUGUAUGUGUUUCGUGUGAAGAUCCUGGAUCCAAAUUACAGUUUCUGUAAUCUAUCAGUGAUAUUUGCAGUGGAGACUUAUGGUGUGUUUCCCAGUCCUAAUGCCUACAUGGUUGCUUCUGUGCUCUUUAUUAUAAUCCUACUGUUCUUCACUAUUCUGUUUUUGAGCUACUUCCACUAUAUGAUGAUUUAUAGAAAAUAUAUUUAUAACCCACCUCACAGGAACGAAAGAAAACAGAGUCAGUAAGAAAAAUAAAUGUUUAUUUAUUGUGAAUACAUACCCUUAUAUUGAGAUUGGGUUUGGCCCAGAAAUAAUUAGCUUAAACCCAUGGUGUCAUCAAAUUCAAGAUAUGAAAACUGUUCUUGAAUUAUCUGCAAAUGGAUAAAUGUUCAUAUAUGCUGUAUGUUAUGAAAUCAAUACUGAAUGUUUUUAUACUUAAGAUAUUCUGUAUAG
This is a messenger RNA of Erinaceus europaeus (western European hedgehog), 3792 nucleotides long. It is a transcript of the gene CATSPERE, whose product is annotated as catsper channel auxiliary subunit epsilon. Gene Ontology annotation, cellular component: sperm principal piece; CatSper complex. NCBI's taxonomy places the organism in Eukaryota, Metazoa, Chordata, Mammalia, Eulipotyphla, Erinaceidae. The record is from RefSeq and is a predicted model, not a curated record. Bases 733 to 3585 code for a protein of 950 amino acids. Gene Ontology annotation, biological process: flagellated sperm motility; sperm capacitation. The transcript is spliced from 22 exons.